Molecule: messenger RNA, 912 nt
Organism: Penicillium vulpinum
Lineage: Eukaryota; Fungi; Ascomycota; Eurotiomycetes; Eurotiales; Aspergillaceae
Exons: 4
Coding region: 1-912 (303 amino acids)
Source: RefSeq, a predicted model, not a curated record
AUGGUACCUUUAUACCUUCAGCUCGAAAGUCGCUACCGUGACCUAGAGGAGAUUCGUGAAUCCCUUUGGAACUUGGACGGCGAAGUUCUCACUUAUGAGAUGGUUGAGCACCUCAGUAUCGAUUUUCAUCACGUAGAUAUCGAUACCGGUGCGACAUCCGAUUCAGUGACCCCUUACUUCCUUCCACGAUCAUCAUUUCCUAGUUGUCGUGAUAUGAGUGGGGAUCUCAUGGACUGGAUGUUCGACGCGGGACAGGACCGGGCCACUUACGGGAAAGCAUUGAACCCACCUAUCAUACCGAGAUUCUUUCCAGCGGCCCUACAAUUAACACAUGAAAAUUACGCGUGUGAGAUGAGUGAAGAUUUAUACGACCUUAUCUCCAAUUGGAAAACCUUUUGGAAGGAACACGUACCAGGGCGUCCUCAUCAUUUUAGCCGCGAAAUCAGAUAUAUGACCGUUAACGAGGAGAAGAAAGGAGUUCCCUCCCUUAGCCACCAUAUUCUAUCACCACAGUCCUCGAGUCAUUGUAUGACUGAUGCUAUCAUCUUUGAUUGCCAUAAGGGACUACCUUCAAUCAGUGAAGUGGCUGCAGUGGUCGAGGAAAUCCUAGAUGCAAUGAGGGCACAAAGGAAUGAACUCCGAAGUUCUAGAGAAUGGUCCGACUAUACGAUUUGUAUGGGCAUUGUCGCCUACUCUAUGCUUAUUUUGAUGUUUACCGAGGUCCUGGAUUUUACGCCAUUUGCAGUCGAGCCCCCACCUGAGAAAGACUACCUUGAUAUUAUCGACUUGCCUAAAUACUAUGACACGAUGGAUAAAUGGAUCAAAUGGGCGUGGCCAGUUCAACAAGGGGAUACCAGCAAAAGGAGGCUUGAAGAAUGUCAAAACUUGUUGGAUGAUCCUAUUAAUGCUUGA